AUGGCAAGGUGUCGUCACGAAGCUGCAUUCCUUGAAUUUGAAAAAUCAAUUAGCGACACGCCCCGCAAUAUUGCCCUUCGUGUUCAAACACAUGAAUAUUGCAAUAAAAUGACACACUUAGAAAUGCAAGCUUGUAAAAGAUAUAUUAUUCGACUUCAAUCUGCAGUACUUGGACCCAACCCAACUUCAAUGAAUGACAUCACUCUGAGUGAUACUUUGCGGACAACUAUAGAAAGAAAAGGCGAAAUCAACCCAGACAAUAUGUUUCUGUUUUACGAUUCAUUUGAGAAAGAUGAUUCUCUCCCUCGUAUUUUAGUGUUUAGUUCUCAUUUGCAACAACUUAUUGCGUUUAAGGCAGAUCACAUAUUUGCAGAUGGAACUUAUCGUAUCACACCAAAUACAGUUCAAUGUCUGUACACCAUACAUGUGUAUGUCGAUAACACGUGCUAUCCCGUUGUUUUCAUUCUCUUACCCAACGAAACCGAAGAAACUUUUACUCGUGCGUUUUCAACACUUAUUAACGUCUUCUCAAAUGUAAAAUUUGCACAUUGUGAUUGCCAACUAUCGGCCAUCAAUUCACUUAUUAAAGUGUUCAAAGUUGACAUAAAAUUGUGUUUAUUUCAUCAAAACCAGGCAGUUUUUAGGAUGGUGGGUAAACUUGGUUUAUCAACGGAGUAUACAAACAAUGCAAAACUUCAUUUGUAG
Molecule: messenger RNA, 705 nt
Organism: Entamoeba invadens IP1
Lineage: Eukaryota; Evosea; Mastigamoebida; Endamoebidae
Exons: 1
Coding region: 1-705 (234 amino acids)
Source: RefSeq, a predicted model, not a curated record